Molecule: messenger RNA, 1602 nt
Organism: Linnemannia hyalina
Lineage: Eukaryota; Fungi; Mortierellomycota; Mortierellomycetes; Mortierellales; Mortierellaceae
Source: the annotation of a GenBank genome assembly
AUGGAGAUCAGGCAUGAUCUUUUCAACCGGGAGUGGGAGCUGAUGACUGGGAGGAUCGAGAAUGUCAUGCGGAAUAUGAACACUGUGGUUUUAUCGGCCAUCUACAACUUUGUCCACAACGCCUACUCUCGUCAGUCCAGCAACGCCGCAAUGCCAUUCUUAGAGCUGCCCACAGGAUUGAUCUUUGCAGGAAUCAAUGUCCCGGAUCAUGACCUUCUCUUUCAGCAGAUCGCCCAGACAAUAUCAUCUUCAGUACCACCCUCAUCAGGACCUCUGGAAGCAGAGGAUAUGGAGCCGGACCACAAUAAAACAGCUUCUGCCAGCUCCGCGAGUCAUGUUGUUAUCCUGCAGUCAAAGGAUUGCACCAAUCUGAAAAGUGCCCAAAAGUCCAUGAUCGAGCAGUUCCUUGGGCUAGGAAUUGCAGGAGCCACCAACCCAUUGGAGGGUGGAACGAGGCUGCAGAACUACGAUAUGCUUGUCCUGGAACGAUGGUACCAGUCAUUAUGCGAAUCCGACGACGGUGCGGGCGAGGAAAGGAAACAGCCGACGUUGGUCGUUAUCCUGCAGGACUUUGAAAGUUUCGAUUACGACACCCUCCAGGACUUUAUCACGAUCUGCAGCAACUACCAGGACAGAAUACCGUUUGUCUUGCUGAUGGGAUUGGCGACUUCAAUUGAUGCGCUUCACCAGGGGUUGCCCAAGGCAGUGCUGAGUAGACUGCAAACCAGGAAGUUCCAAAUGCAGCAGUCGUCCGAGUGUCUGACAGCGAUUAUCGAGGACUUGUUUAUCCAUGCUAACUACAUUGUAAUGCAUCACUUUUACGCCAACCCAUUGAGUAUCCUAUGUGACCGGUCACUCACAGCACAGAGCAAGGCACUGGAUCUUUUAACAUACGUGGAAGGCAAGUUGGAGGGUGACCCACAGGAAGCGGAGAUGUUGAUCUUGGACGACGAGUUCUUGGUGCAGCAGAUUCCGGAUUUGGUUCAGGGCCUGUGCGAAUAUCAUCAAAACUUUGGGAUGAUCUUUGACUUUUUGUGGUUCCUUCAGACCCGGUUCUCGAUUUCAUUGCUCAAGAAACCCAAGCGAGCACUCUACUUUAUGGCGCUCGAGGGCAGUCUUAUCAACUCGAGUCACAUCCCGUUCUUGCAAAAUUGGCUGCAGCUCUUCAAAGAGUCGCCACGAUGUGUACCAAAGGAAUCGACGGCGCUGGAGAAUGCCAUGGACAGAGAACUGAUUGUGGUGCAGAGUAUUCGGGACCGGAUGGGAGCUCUCUUGGACAUCGUCAGCGAGGAUUCUGUCACCAGCAGCAGUGAGGUUGAGGACAAUGGUGAGGAGGCAGAAGAAUCCUCCAAGACGUUGAGUGGAGGAUUUGUGAAGAAGCGGAAACUGGUCAGUUUGAAUGUGUACGCACACGAGACUGAUGGUCGACAGACCAGGAUUGCAAAGAAGACGCGUGAGACUACCAGGAUACCCAAGGGCGCUUUAGGAGCAUACACGUUACUAGUUAAGGAGAUUGACGAGACCAUUUCACGACUCUUCAGGUAUCUUUCUUCACGCGGUCCGGAUGUUUACGUGUCCACCUUAAGUACUGACGUUGUAUAA